Messenger RNA from Cervus elaphus (red deer), 1410 nucleotides. RefSeq names its product BOLA class I histocompatibility antigen, alpha chain BL3-7-like. Gene Ontology annotation, molecular function: peptide antigen binding; signaling receptor binding. Bases 34 to 990 code for a protein of 318 amino acids. The record is from RefSeq and is a predicted model, not a curated record. Lineage: Eukaryota; Metazoa; Chordata; Mammalia; Artiodactyla; Cervidae. Gene Ontology annotation, cellular component: external side of plasma membrane. The transcript has 8 exons. Gene Ontology annotation, biological process: immune response; antigen processing and presentation of endogenous peptide antigen via MHC class I via ER pathway, TAP-independent; antigen processing and presentation of endogenous peptide antigen via MHC class Ib.
CGCCCGGAAUCUGCUUCUCCCCAGACCCAGACUAUGCGCGUCAUGGGGCAGCGAACCCUCCUCCUGCUGAUCUCGUGGGCCCUGGUCGCGACCGAGACCCGGGCUGGCUCCCACUCCUUGAGGUAUUUCAGCACCACCGUGUCCCGGCCCGGCCUCGGGGAGCCCCGCUUCAUCUCUGUCGGCUACGUGGACGACACGCAGUUCGUGCGGUUCGACAGCGACCGCCCGAAUCCGAGGGAAGAACUGCGGGCGCCGUGGAUGGAGCAGGAGGGGCCCGAGUAUUGGGAUCGAAACACGAGAAUCUACAAGGACGCCGCACAGACUUACCGAGUGGGCCUGAACACCCUGCGCGGCUUCUACAGCCAGAGCGAGGCCGGGUCUCACACCUUCCAGCGAAUGUCCGGCUGCGACGUGGGGCCGGACGGGCGUCUCCUCCGCGGGUAUGAUCAGUUCGCCUACGACGGCAGAGAUUACAUCGCCCUGAACGAGGACCUGCGCUCCUGGACCGCGGCGGACACGGCGGCUCAGAUCACCAAGCGCAAGUGGGAGGAGGCAGGUUAUAAGGAGCCUUUGAGGUACUACCUGGAGGGCGAGUGCGUGGAGUGGCUUCUCAGAUACCUGGAGAACGGGAAGGACACGCUGCUGCGCGCAGACCCUCCAAAGGCACAUGUGACCCGUCACCCCAUCUCUGACCAUGAGGUCACCCUGAGGUGCUGGGCCCUGGGCUUCUACCCUGAGGAGAUCUCACUGACCUGGCAGCGUGAUGGGGAGGACCAGACCCAGGACGUGGAGCUUGUGGAGACCAGGCCUUCAGGGGAUGGAGCCUUCCAGAAGUGGGCAGCCCUGGUGGUGCCUUCUGGAGAGGAGCAGAGAUACACAUGCCGUGUGCAGCAUGAGGGGCUUCAGGAGCCCCUCACCCUGAGAUGGGAACCUCCUCAGACCUCCUGCCUCACCAUAUGGGCAUCAUUGUUGGUCUGGUUCUCCUUGUGACUGUGGUGGAUGGAGCUGUGAUCUGGAGGAAGAAACAUUCAGGUGAAAAAGGACGGAUCUACACCCAGGCUGCAAGCAGUGACAGUGCCCAGAGCUCUGAUGUGUCUCUCACGGUUCCUAAAGUGUGAGACAGCUGCCUUGUGGGGACUGAGUGAUUAUCCGUCCCACUUUGUGACAUCAGAUCCCGGGACCCCUCUUUCUGCACCUGCAUCUGAAUGCAUCUGUGUUCCUAUUAGCAUAACGUGAGGAGGUAGGGAGACUGGCCCACCCCUGCCCACCGCGCCCCCUCUCCACCCAGACCUGUGUUCUCUUCCCUGUUGGACUCCUCUGCUUUGGCUGAGGCAGGGCUGGGCCCUUUCUACCUUUGUCUUAACUUCAUGUUGUGCUGAGAAAUACUGAACAUGAGAAUUUGGAUGUGAA